Molecule: messenger RNA, 945 nt
Organism: Tachysurus vachellii
Lineage: Eukaryota; Metazoa; Chordata; Actinopteri; Siluriformes; Bagridae
Gene: gpx4b
Product: glutathione peroxidase 4b
Exons: 7
Biological process (GO): response to oxidative stress
Molecular function (GO): glutathione peroxidase activity
Source: RefSeq, a predicted model, not a curated record
UCGUGGGCGUGGCCACAGUGUGACUUGACACAAUGUGGUUGUUACAUAGAGCGCUGGUGUUUAUUGCGCUCGGAAGCAGAAGCUUGGGCAGAGCGAUGUGUGCGCAGGCCAGCGACUGGAAAAGCGCUAAGAGUAUUUAUGAAUUUUCUGCCAAAGACAUAGAUGGAAAUGAAGUGUCUUUGGAAAAAUACAGAGGCUUUGUAUGCAUCAUCACGAACGUAGCCUCUAAAUGAGGCAAGACUCCAGUAAACUAUACUCAGUUUGCGGCCAUGCACACCACGUACACUGAGCAGGGUUUACGCAUCUUAGGCUUCCCAUGUAACCAGUUCGGAAAACAGGAACCUGGUACCGAAGCUGAUAUUAAGGAGUUUGCGAAAGGUUACAACGCAGAAUUUGACCUCUUCAGCAAGAUCAACGUCAACGGAGACAACGCUCAUCCUCUGUGGAAGUGGAUGAAAGAUCAGCCGAAUGGAAAAGGCACUCUGGGGAACAACAUCAAGUGGAAUUUCACCAAGUUCCUCAUUGAUAGAGAGGGGCAGGUUGUGAAGAGAUACGGACCAACGGAUGACCCAAGUGUUGUUGAAAAGGAUUUGCCAAAAUACUUGUAACUAACUAGUAAAGAUAACUUCAGCAUCUGUCCUGACUGACUGACUUACCGACUAGACGCCUGCGCUCCUGGAGGAUUCUGGGUAUUUUCAGGUUUUUCCCAAAAUAAUGACGGCCUCUCCGUAAACCUGCCUGAAGGUAGGACUGGCCUGAUGACCCCCUUGGUGUGCAAAACCUUCCCCUUGGGAUGCCUGCAUAUACCCAGCUAUUCCUGCGGAGCCAAGACUCACUGAAUUCAGCUUUAUACUGACUGAUGAUCUUCACCGUGUAGUGAUGAAUACUAAUAAUAAUUAGAAGUAAUAGAAGAAGAAUUAAAGUAAUAAAUUAUGAAGAAAUUUG